This is a messenger RNA of Drosophila ficusphila, 1125 nucleotides long. RefSeq names its product cytosolic Fe-S cluster assembly factor NUBP2 homolog (gene Nubp2). NCBI's taxonomy places the organism in Eukaryota, Metazoa, Arthropoda, Insecta, Diptera, Drosophilidae. The record is from RefSeq and is a predicted model, not a curated record. The transcript has 3 exons. Gene Ontology annotation, cellular component: cytosol. Gene Ontology annotation, biological process: iron-sulfur cluster assembly. Gene Ontology annotation, molecular function: ATP-dependent FeS chaperone activity; ATP binding; 4 iron, 4 sulfur cluster binding. The coding region runs from base 78 to 860 and encodes 260 amino acids.
GAUUUGACUUGUUGACCAAUAAGCAAACCACGAUAUUGUAUUGUUUUCUCGGAUUUCUCCUAAAAAAGCGCACUAAAAUGCUGGAUAAGGUGAAAAACGUUAUCGUAGUGCUCUCCGGAAAAGGCGGUGUUGGAAAAUCCACAGUAAGCACUCAACUUGCACUGGCACUGCGAAGAGAAGGACUUAAGAUUGGUUUGCUGGAUAUAGAUCUAUGUGGACCCAGUGUGCCAUAUCUAUUAGGGCUAGAAGGACGGGAUAUAUACCAGUGCGACGAGGGAUGGGUUCCAAUCUAUUCGGACGAAAGCCAAACGCUGGCCGUGAUGUCCAUUGGAUUUCUGUUGAAGAAUCGCGAGGAUCCUGUUAUUUGGCGAGGUCCCAAGAAGACCAUGAUGAUCCGGCAAUUUAUCAACGAUGUUAGGUGGGAUGAUUUGGAUUAUUUGAUCAUCGACACACCGCCCGGAACUUCAGAUGAGCACAUCACCGUAAUGGAGUGCCUCAAAGAGAUUGAAUGCCAUGGAGCAAUUAUUGUGACCACUCCGCAGGAGGUGGCGUUGGAUGACGUCCGCAAAGAGAUAACUUUCUGCAAGAAAACCGGCAUCAAGAUCAUGGGCAUUGUCGAGAACAUGAGCGGAUUCGUGUGUCCCCAUUGCACCACCUGCACUAACAUCUUCUCCUCAAAUGGCGGUGCUGAAUUGGCCAGAUACGCCCAAGUACAGCAUUUGGGAACGCUGCCCAUUGAUCCACGUGUAGGAGUUUUGGCGGGCAGCACGACAUCCGUAUUGGACGAGCUACCCGACUCCAGCACGGCGGAGGUGUUAAAAAAUAUUGUUGAUAAAGUUAAAUCGAUUACGGUAACCUAAAUAUAACCAAGGAAAAUCCUAAAAAUAAAUCCUAAAUAUUGAAGACAACAAUUUUAGUCUGAAAAUGAAAACCCCAAAACCCAAACCUGAAAACCCAUUCUUAUUUGAAUAUACAAACUCUUUCAAAGAAAGAAAACCCAAAUUGUUUACAUAUCCAACUCCACAAUCAAGUUCUUAACAACUUUUUGUUUUUGUUUAACUUUGGUUUCUUUAUUUUUCUUGUUUUCAAUGUCUUAAAUAUAAUAAUAAAACGGUUAUAAAGGAA